Messenger RNA from Tilletiaria anomala UBC 951, 805 nucleotides. RefSeq names its product alpha/beta-hydrolase. Gene Ontology annotation, molecular function: triacylglycerol lipase activity. Gene Ontology annotation, biological process: glycerolipid catabolic process. The record is from RefSeq and is a predicted model, not a curated record. Bases 170 to 805 code for a protein of 211 amino acids. NCBI's taxonomy places the organism in Eukaryota, Fungi, Basidiomycota, Exobasidiomycetes, Georgefischeriales, Tilletiariaceae. The transcript has 3 exons.
UAACAGAGUAGUUGCUCCCUCUUAAAGGGAGCAUGCAUCAAACAAUCGUUUUAUUCUAGUAACUUCGUGUUCACCACAUAUCGUGAUAUCACCCCGAGAGAAACCAACACUUGCCUUCACUCUAUCUACUUCCACUACGUUGCCUCAUUUCACAUCCCUAUCUCCAACCAUGCCUUUCAUCGACCUCCCAAAUGCAAAAUUGCACUACGAGAUUUUCGACGGCCGUGGAGCUGUCUUCCACGACGUCGCCAAGCACCUCUCACGCAGCUUCACAGUCGUGUGUUACGACCGCUGGGGCUACUCUCAGAGUCAGCACGUUGGCGCACAAGAUUUCAAGAAUCGACUCUCAGUUGAUGCCGAUGACGCCAGUGCCUUAAUCACCCACCUCUCUACCGAACCCGCCGCCGUAUUUGGGACAUCUUCCGGUGCUAUCGUUGCCACACAGCUACUGAUACAACACCCGGACCGAGUGCGUACUCUUGUCGCCCAUGAGCCUCCGGCAUUUGCGCUGCUGCCUGAGCAGUUCCGUACUCAAGCCGCCGGCCUCGUCGAGCAUAUCUACAACCUUUACCGCGAGCAGGGCGUGCAGGCAGCCAUGGAGGUUUUCUCCGGCGGCUUAUCAGCAGGGGACGACGGUGCGAGGAUGAGAUUCUGCAUGGAUCCUACACGCGGAGACGAGAUCCGCGCAAACUCUAUGUUCUGGUUUGAGUUUGAGCUGCGCCAGUACACAUCUGCCGCGCUAGAUGUGGAGCGUAUCGCAGCCGAGAAGGCAAAGUAUAUCCCUGUUGCUGGGAGAAAUUUGUGA